Messenger RNA from Humulus lupulus (European hop), 1876 nucleotides. RefSeq names its product stemmadenine O-acetyltransferase-like. The coding region runs from base 251 to 1585 and encodes 444 amino acids. Lineage: Eukaryota; Viridiplantae; Streptophyta; Magnoliopsida; Rosales; Cannabaceae. The record is from RefSeq and is a predicted model, not a curated record. The transcript has a single exon.
AAUAAAUACAUAUUUAUAUAGUGUAUAUCUACAUAAUAUAAUUAAUUAUAUUUAAAACCAAUAUAAUAUAAUUAUUAACAAUUAAUUACAUCAGUUUUUUUAUCAUCCAUGCAUCUUCAUAAAAUAUUUACUCUUUCAUCAUUUUCUUAUAAGAUGCAGCUUCCUCUCCAGCAUACUUAAUCAUAGUUAUAUGUAUAAAUAUUCUCUAAAGUUUAACUUAGUUAUAUCGUUAUUGAAGUAAGGUGAUAAAAUGAGUAACGUUGUCGAAAUUGAAGUAAUCUCCAAUGAGAUUAUUAAACCUAAUUCUCCAACCCCAGAUCAUCUCCGCCGUUACAAGCUCUCUAGCCUCGAUCAAAUAUCUCCCAAAGUUUAUAACCCUUUACUCUUUUUCUAUGAACUUAACGGUACCGAUGAUCCUGAUGAUGAACACCAUAAGUUCAACAAUAUCACCUUCAUAUCCAAUCACCUCAAGAAGUCUUUGUCUGAGGUCUUAGCCCUUUUCUACCCACUCGCCGGACGACAACUCAAAGGCGACCUAAUCGUCGACUGUAACGACGAGGGAGUUCCAUUCCUUGAAGCCAAAGUGAAAGGCCAAUCAAUUUCUGACGCUAUCAAAGCUCCAAUCGCAAGUGACCACAACAAGUUCCUUCCAUUUAAGCUCGACGAAGUCGGAGAGUUUGCCCUUGGCGUCCAACUCAACGUCUUCGAAAGCGGAGGAAUCGUCAUCGGCGUAUGCAUUUCCCAUAAGCUUGCAGACGCUUUGUCUAGUAUCAUGUUCGUCAAAACUUGGGUGGCCACUGCUCGUGGUGAGGCUGACACAAUUGCCCCACCUGAAUUCGUUUCGGCCACACUCUUCCCACCCAAGAAUUUGAGAUCGUAUGAUUCAACUGUUGGCAUAACAAGAAAGAACAUCAUAGCUAAGAGGUUUAUCUUUGACUCCACGGCAAUUGAAACUCUCAAAACGAAAUUAAGCGACCAGGACAGAGCGCCUUCACGUGUGGAAGCUUUAUCAACUUUCAUAUGGAGUCGAUUUAUGGCUGCAACCUACAAAUCUGAUGAUUCGAAGAAGCUUUACACUAUUAUUCAUCCCGUGAAUCUACGGCCGAAAUUCGACCCGCCUCUCCAAAAUCAUCAUUUCGGAAACUAUUAUAGGGUUGCCUUUACGGUGGUUCCUUCCUCGUGUAUUAGUACUGUUGGAGAAGAUUCUUGUGGUCGAGAGUUGGUGAAGCAGAUAAGAGAGGAAAUAAAGAAGAUUGAUACGGAGUUUGUGACGAAACUAAUAGAGGGUAAUGAAGAACAUUUUGAUAUCCUUGAGGACAGUGCUAAUAGAUUCGUCAGAGAUGAAUUGGUUACGUCUGCCUUUACUAGCUUGUUAAAGUUUCCAAUUUAUGAAGCUGAUUUUGGAUGGGGUAACCCUACAUGGGUUGGCUCUCCUGCCCUAAAUUUCAGCAACGUAACUGCUUUCUUUGACACCAAAACUGGGGAUGGAAUAGAGGCCUAUAUUAGUUUGAAUCGGGAUGAUAUGGCUAAGUUGGAGGCUGAUAAUGAGUUUCAAGCAUUCGUUUCUCCAUUACUUGGAUGUUGAUUGUAAAUUAGCUAGCUAGCUAGUGUUUAGGAGGAGUUUACUUGAUAUGUGUGUGUGGUCGAUAUUAUGUGUGUUAUCAACUAAAACGUGUGGGAAUGCAAUUUAUGAAAAGAAAAAAAAAAUUGACAUAGUAUACGUAGUAGCUAGUAGUAGAGAAGAAAAUCUAUGGAUGCCUAUAUAUUUUCGGAUUUUUGUAAAAAGCAUAUGUUAAAAUUAAGUUUUACAUAUAUUGUAACUAUUUUAAUAAUUAUAUAUUACUGUCCAAAUAUAUUGUGCGAUGUCAUUAUCGUA